Nerophis lumbriciformis (worm pipefish) is the source of this 4608-nucleotide messenger RNA. NCBI's taxonomy places the organism in Eukaryota, Metazoa, Chordata, Actinopteri, Syngnathiformes, Syngnathidae. The record is from RefSeq and is a predicted model, not a curated record.
AUGGAGGACCCUGGUGGCACAGUAGCUGAAUCUGUGUCGUCACCGCCUGUUGGUGCAGCCAAGUCAAAGCUUGACUCACUUUCCAAAGAUGAUCUUAUAAAAUUCACCAAAAAGCAGAUGGCGUCUUUCCAAAAGAUGAAGUGCAAAUGUGCAGAUUUAGAGAAAGAAGUUGAAGAGCUCAAAGAACGUUCCAAGAAUGAUAUGAGCACUUCAAAGGAUUCUACUAUAAUACAGGAGCUGACUGAGCGGAUGGAUGUGUUAUUACUGGAGAAGGCAGAAACCCAGGAAAGCCUUUCAUUGUCUCGUAAAGAAUUGGAGCGGACCAAGCAGCUUGCCAAAGUUGAAGUCACAGAACUUGGAAGUAUGAUUGAAGACCACAAAAGGACAAUUGACAUUCUAAAGGCCAGCAUUGAUGAAUCCAACAAUAAACACAAAGAGGAAGUGGAAUAUUUUCAGAAAUUAUUAAAGGAGCGAGAAGACCAUGAUAGGGAGUUAACCAGUGAAAGAGAGAAACAGAGCCAAGCUGAAGAAGCCAUGGAAGUUACAAUUAAAGCUCUUCAAGCUGAACUUGAAGCGAUUCAGGAGCGAAAUUCCAAAGAGAUUGCUGAGCUGCAAGAGAGCCACCAGAAUCAGCUGACUGAAGCCCAGCAGGAGGUAGAAAACCUGAAAGAGGAGUUAACACAGAGGAGUAUGCAGCACGAGGAGGAGCUGAGGGCUUUGGAGGAGGAUUGUGAGAUUGAGAGGGAGCGUCUUGUUUUGCUCCAGGAAGAGCUGACGGAGCAGCUGGCCCUCAAAGAUAGCUACCUCCAGGAUGUCCAGGAGGAAGAUGAAGAACCUGGUCGUAGCUCAGGCAUUGCCAAAAUGUUGGCGCUGUCUGCACCCAGUCAGGCUGAGUCCAGCCAUAUUGAUGGUGACAUGAACGAGGGUGCAAAACUGAAGGCCGCUCUGGAAGAACUCCAUGCUCAGAACACAAUGUUACAAGAUGAGCUCACCCUUCUCACUAAUGUUAAAGGUGAACUGGAGGCAGAGCUGGAGAGAGUCAAGGAUGAGUUCCAGAGUGAAAGAGAGGAGAUGGACUUUAAAAUCAAUGAGCUGCAAAUGAACCGGGACAGCGACCCAACAACAACAGCCUUAAAUAUCAUGAAUGUUGACCCUGAGAUAUAUGCGUCAGGUGAAUCCAAAGAGUCAGUCCAAGAUAAAAUAACACUGGAACAAGAUGAGCUUGAGAAGCUCAGGUGCCAGUGUGAGGCCAUGACCCGGGAGAGGGAUUUUGCUGUGGCAGACUUCAAUGACAUUAGGGAAACACUGCAAAAUGCAGAGAAACAAAAAGACUUACUCGAGGGGCUUUAUCAGUCUGUUGAAGACCUUACCAGGCAAAAUGAAGAGAUCCUCUCUCAGCUGCAGAUAAAAGAGACCAUGACGGAAGACCUAAAUGAGCUGGUUAAUACAUUGACUGAAGAGCGAGACAGAACACAAUCGCUGCUUCAACGUCAAGAGGAGGAAAUGCGGGAGCUCAAAGAUGAAAAUGCCAGAGACAUUGAGAACCUGCGAGAAGAGAAGCAGGCGGCCCAACUACUGCAGGAAGAGACGGAAAGGCAGUUGAAAAUGUUGACUAUAGAGAAGGAGAAUGAAAUGCAGGUUUUAAAGGAGGAAAUGGACAAGAUCGAGGAAAGCCUGAAGGAGGAAGUGGGCAAAUUGCAGGAGGAGCUAUCCUCUUCAGUUCAAACUAUUCAAGAUAUCUCCUCAGAAAAUGCUUGCCUUCAUAAAAAACUAGAAGGGAGUCUAAUUACACUUUCCCAAAUCCAGAGAGAGCAAGAACUUUUGGGCUCCAAGUUGACCACCGCAGAGGCUCAACUGGAGCAACAGUCAUUCCAAAAAGGGGAUCUUGAAGCUAGGGUUAAUUCUUUUACAGAAGAAGCAGAGCUUGAAGGUCAGUCUGAAGCUCUAAAAGUUGCAAAGGAAGGACUGACAGAACUCCAAGUACGGGUAGAAGAGUUGGAAAACGAGAGAAAUAUGUUGAGAAGUUGUCUUGAAGAGGCUCAGGGAGAUAGGAGUGAAGUGCAAGCUAUGGCGCAGGAGAGGGACAUGCUGAGAAACAAUUUGGAGGAGACGCUGAGGGAUACUGGUGGGCUGCUGGGAGACCUUCAAGAUAUGAAGUCUUUCAAUGAAAAACUGUGUGCUGAGAAUCAGAUGUUACAGUCCCAAAUACUUGUAAUGUCCAAAGAGAAGGAGGAAAAAGUACAGGCUGACAUUGAUGUUCUAGAGAGAGAACGCACAGAAUUCACACAACAGUUGGUGGACAGGGAGGCACUCAUAUCUCAAUUAAGGACUGAGAUCGCUGCUCUGCAGGAGUCUGCUUCCAAGUCUGGCUCUGAUGAAAAGAAAGCUACGGAAAUGACAGAGAAAAUAGGUGAAUUGGAGAAGGACAAUAAAGAGAAGGAUGAAAUGAUAAACAAAAUAAAGGCAGUGGCUGUCAAAGCAAAAAAGGAGUUGGACACCAGUAAAAAAGAGGUCGUAACCCUGAAGGAAGAAAUAGCUUCUCUAAAAGCACAGCAGGAGAAGGUUAACAUCUCAAUGAAGGACAUCAUCCAUGGUGCUGAAGGCUACAAGAACCUGCAGAUCGACUACGAUAAGCAGACGGAGCAACUGGAUCAACAGAAAAAGAAGGUAGAAGCAGCAGAGAGACAGAUUGCUGACCUGACUAAACACCUCAGCAGUGCUGUCUCACAGGUCGAGUUACUCCGCAGUGAGAAGGAAGACCUGCUGACUGCCUUGGAGACGUCCAGGAACAUGGUAAAGCAGAUUGAAAUGCAGAUCCAGGAGCUGCAAAAGCAGUCAACCAGUCUCGACAGAGAUCUGGUAGCAGAGAGGGCAAUGAAAGAACAAAAGAUCAAGGAUCUGUCAACGGCCAGAAAAGAUUUGGCUGAGCUUCAAGACCAGUUCAGCAAGCAACAGCAGGAAUCACUGCAGACAGCCCAAGAACUGGAGCAGCUACGCAAGGAGGCGCAGCAGAACUCUUUGCUGGGCAUGGAAAUGGCUGACUAUGAACGCUUGGUCAAAGAACUCAAUGCCAAAAUUUCAGAAAAGGAUGUGUGCUCUGAAGAGUUACAGGCUCAAAUAACCGGACUGACUGAGAAGGAGGAAACACUUAAACGAGAAAUUGAACAUUUGAAGUCGCAGUUGGACCAAACAGAAGACAAAGCUUCCAAGAUUAAACUACUGCUAGUGAAAGCUAAGAAGGAGCUGUCUGAUGCGAAGCUGCAGGAAAACUCCUUAGCGGUGUUGCAGGCCUCAUUAAGAGGGGAACUGGAGGCCAACCAGCAGCAACUAGAAAGCACAAAAAUCGAGCUGUGUGAUGCGAGUGCUGAACGCCUUCGUCUACAAGACCAACUCAGGUCUGCAUUGGACCAGCAACAAAAGACCAGAAGCUCUCUGCAGGAAAGAAUUGAUAGCCUACAGCAGGAGCGAGACAUUGCUAAGGCUGAACUUGUGGCAACUGCUGAGGAGUUUGAGAGUUAUAAGGUCCGAGUACACAAUGUGCUAAAGCAGCAAAAAAGCAAACUCAAUGGACAGAAUGAAAGUGAUGCUGCCAGGCUAGAAAGGGAGCAGUUAUCAACUCAGGUGAACCAGCUGAGUUCCAGCCUGGGAGAGAGUCAGCAAAGUCUCCAGAGCUGCACUGCAGAGCUACAGCAGCUCCAGAGUGAACACGACACUCUUUUGGAACGACACAACAAACUUUUGCAGGAAAAUGUUCACAAAGAGGCCGAGAUCCGUGAGAGACUGCUGUCAGUGCAGUCGCAGAACGUGGAUCUGCAGUCAGAGCUGGCUCAGGCUCAAGCUGACUCAUCUUCCCAGAUUGAGACCCAGCGACAGACGCACAGGGAGCAGUUGAGGAAGCUGCAGGAUGAACACCGCGCCACAGUUGAGACUUUGCAGGGUCAGCUGACUCGUGUUGAGGAGCAGUUAUUCAACUUGCAGAGUCAGAAUAGCUCGGUGUUGGUUCAGUCAAGCAGAAAGUCCACCGAUGCUCAGCGUAGAACUGGAGACCAGAACCAGGCAGUGCCCCCGAGUGACCCUCAGUCGAUGGAUAGGGAGGAGUGUGAAGGCAUGGAGACCGUGGAGAAUGAAAGCACCUCCCCUGCAUCACUACUCUCUCUGGAGCACCUUCUCACAUCACCAGACCCCAAGCAAGAGCCAUUUGAGUGGACUGUGGAGCCCACAAAAGAGGAGCUUAUUCUCAAAUUGAGCACAGCCACACGCAGUCUGGAGCACAUGAACAGCCUGCUGCAUGAAACCGAGGCUACCAAUGCUGUUCUCAUGGAGCAGAUCAAUCUGUUGAAGAGUGAAGUACGUCGGUUGGAGCGUAAUCACGAACGAGAGAAGAACAGUGCCAACCUGGAGUAUCUGAAGAACGUUUUGCUGCAGUUCAUAUUCCUUCGGCCAGGCAGCGAGAGGCAGGCGCUAGUUCCCGUCAUUCACACCUUGUUACAGCUCAGCCCGGAGGAGAAAAGCAAACUGGCUGCCAUUGCACAAGGCGAGGAUGACGCCUCAGGGAGUCAGGGCUCAGGCUGGGGAUCUUAUCUCCACAGCUGGUCUGGGAUCAGGUAG